Molecule: messenger RNA, 2037 nt
Organism: Lathyrus oleraceus (garden pea)
Lineage: Eukaryota; Viridiplantae; Streptophyta; Magnoliopsida; Fabales; Fabaceae
Exons: 3
Coding region: 1-2037 (678 amino acids)
Biological process (GO): proteolysis
Molecular function (GO): aspartic-type endopeptidase activity
Source: RefSeq, a predicted model, not a curated record
AUGGAUGAGGAAUUCCUCAAGCACUAUCAGUACAACACUGAUAUGGAACCUAAUCGCACGCAGUUGCAAAAUUUGACUCAGAGGUCUGAGGAGUCCUUCAAAGAGUAUGCCCAGCGGUGGAGGGAAUUAGCUGUUAGGGUACAACCCCCAUUGCUAGAAAGAGAACUGGUAGACAUGUUUAUGGGAAACUUGCAAGGUCCAUACCUUGAUAGAAUGGUAGGGAGCACCUCUUCAGGCUUUUCUGACCUGGUCUUAGCCGGUGAAAGGAUAGAAAAUAUGAUUAAAAUGGGAAAGAUCCAGAACUCUGCCAGUACUUCUAGUGCAUCGAAGAAACCUUUUGUUCCCUAUGGUAAAAAACGAGAAGGCGAGACCAAUGCUGCCUCCAUCAUUCGAACAAGAAAUCCCACUUAUCCACAAGUAGCUGCCAUAGCUCCCGUCCAACCAAGUCAACAACAACCAUUUGCAAUUCUUAUUCAAACUCAACAACAACAACGGGAGUUAGGACCCCCACCAGCGGUUCUUCCUCCCGGUUAUGAUGCAAAUGCCCGCUGUGAAUUUCAUUCUGGCGCUCCUGGGCAUUCGAUCGAGAAUUGUAAAGCAUUAAAGUACAAGGUUCAAGAUCUUAUUGACUCUAAGGCAAUCACGUUCGCCCCCAAGAGGCCGAAUGUGAAUAAUAACCCGAUGCCCCCUCAUAACAAUGCAUCGGUGAAUAUGAUGGAAGCUGACAAUGGAAGGAAAUUGACGUCUUGUGUGGACGAGUUAAAAACACCACUCAUCGAGAUCAAGAAUGCUUUAAUGAAGAAUAAUGUCUUUCCCAUCUGUGGUAAUUACUGUGAACACUGUCUGAUUAACCCGCAACAAUGUGGAACAUUGAAGUCUGUCAUACAACAAUUAAUGAACCAAGGGAUCUUGGUGGUAGACUGUCCGUCCACAAAGGAAGAUGUGUCUACCCUCGAGAUACCAUACGAUGAAGUCCCUUCUCUGCAAAUUCCAUAUGACUUCUCUCAGUUAACUCUAUCGACAAAUCCUGUCACUCCAAUCGUAAUAACAGUUCCCACGCCAUUCCCAUAUGUUGACACCAAGGCAGUCCCAUGGAUGUAUGACACCUCAGUCUACAUUCAUGGUCAGAAGGUGCAAGAAGAACCGUUGAAGUCUAGUGACCCAAUGAUCAAUAUCACCGGCACUAGUGGAGUCACGAGAAGUGGAAGGAUAUUUGCGUCGACACCCACUCCAAUUAGAACUAUCAAUCCUUCAACUUCAGAUAAAGGCAAACAAAUUGAUGGCGCUCAGCAAAGACAAGACCCCGCACCUUCAAGUGAAGUAGACGAGUUCUUACGCAUCAUCAAGAAGAGUGAUUAUCGAGUAGUUGAUCAGCUUAACCAGACACCCUCGAAGAUCUCAAUGUUGUCUCUAUUGAUGUGCUCGGAGGCCCAUAGGGAGGCUUUGGUAAAGUUUCUGAGGAUAGCUCACGUACCACAAGAGAUAUUUGUUUGUCAGUUUGGAGGAGUAGUUAACAAUAUCGCUACUAGCUUAAGCUUAGGUUUCAGUGAUGAAGAGUUUCCCGCCGAGGGGAGGAAUCAUAACAAGGCUCUCCAUAUUUCCAUUGAGUGUAUGGACACAAUCCUAUCAAGAGUUUUGGUAGACACUGGGUCUUCCCUCAAUGUAAUGCCUAAGAGCUCCUUUGCUAAACUAACUAUUGAAGGACUCGUAAUGAAGCCGAGUGAGCUUAUAGUAAGAGCAUUUGAUGGGACUAGAAGGACUGUAAUCGCAAGGGGUGAAUCAAAAGAUGCCGAAUCUCCCAUGGCAUCUCUUAAAGACGCCCUGACAAUCAUAAAGGAUGGACACCCCCAAGGAUGGGGAAGAUUGCUUGAACUCCCUGCCAACAAGGACCGCACUGGUUUGGGAUACAACUCCCAGAAUUUGAAGAAGCCCGCGCCGAUAGCUACAAGGGGAUCAGUGAUCCCGCUGUCCGAUAACUUCUCAAGUGCUGGUUACCUGGAUGACAACCGUAUUUGUGCCAUGGAAGAAGAAGAAUAA